Rotaria sp. Silwood2 is the source of this 942-nucleotide messenger RNA. The record is from the annotation of a GenBank genome assembly. NCBI's taxonomy places the organism in Eukaryota, Metazoa, Rotifera, Eurotatoria, Philodinida, Philodinidae.
AUGGAUCUUAGUAAAAUUAAUUUAAGUAAUUAUAUACCUACAAUGCCUUAUAAAGUUCGUGAAUUAUUUGACAAAGCAACAAAUAUUGUUAUGAAUUAUACGGAAACAGAAGCAAAAGUUGUUGAAGCAACAAAUGAUGAAUCUUGGGGACCACCUGGAAAAUUAUUACAAGAACUUUCUCAACUCUCAUAUUCAUUUGAACAUUAUAAUGAGGUGAUGGGAAUGCUUUGGAAACGAUGUUUUGGACAAGAAAAGAAAUAUUGGCGACGAACUUAUAAAUCACUUCUCGUUUUACUUUACUUAAUAAAAAAUGGCAGUGAAAAAGUUGUGACAUCAGCAAGAGAACAUCUUUAUGAUCUUAAAAGUUUAGAAAGUUUUGCUUAUACUGAUGAAAAUGGCAAAGAUCAAGGCAUUAAUGUGCGUCAUAAGGUAAAAGAAAUCAUUGAAUUUAUUCAAGAUGAUGAUCGACUUCGAGAUGAACGUAAAAAAGCUAAAACUAAUCGAGAUAAAUAUAUUGGUGUUGGUAGUGAAUCAUCAUCAUCUCGUUAUAGUGAUCGUUGGAAUGAUUAUGAUGAUUCAAAUAAUGGAAAUAAUACAACAACAACAACAGCAACAAAAGGAAAAGAUUUUGUUGAAUUAGACGGUCGAUGGCGUUCAACAAAUCCAUCUAUAAUUGAAGAAAGUUUUAAUAAAGCCGAAGAUUUAGCAAGUAAAGUUAAAGAAUUAGUACUUGAUCAACGACGUCCAUCAAAUGAUUAUUCACCAGAAAUAAGUGAUGAUGAGACUCAAUAUUCUAAAAAGAAUACUCAAUAUCAUGAUACACCAUGGAAAGAUCAAUCAAAUGAAUAUCGAAGUAAAACAAAGGAAAGUGAUUUUGAAAUGAAAAAAUCUCCAACACCAAGUAAUAAUACUCAAGUAUCUUCUCAAAAACGAGUAAGCUAA